Molecule: messenger RNA, 3063 nt
Organism: Lachancea mirantina
Lineage: Eukaryota; Fungi; Ascomycota; Saccharomycetes; Saccharomycetales; Saccharomycetaceae
Source: the annotation of a GenBank genome assembly
AUGAACUCCCAGGAACUAGCGCUGCUGCUCACAGACUCGUCGUUGGACGCUAGCAGAAGCAGAAACGCAUCGCAGGCAUCACCGCCGCUGCAGCGCGGAUCGCCGCUUGCCUCGGAGCACGAGGCCGCCGGGCUGGAACCGCGCGGGGACAAACGGGUCGAAAACUCAGAUAACGAUUGUCGUUACGACGGAAGACGUAGCGACGGAAGGCGCAGCGACAACGAUAUCUGUAGUGACGCCAGCAGUGAUGGCAUCAGUGACAUCAUUCACGAUAACGAUAGCGAAGUCCGAGGCCGUUGGGGCUCAGAUACCGGAGUUGGGCUCCGUGGCGCCGACGAGUUACCCGGGGAUCUGUCGCAAGGGCAUUCGCGGCAGCACCUGUUGUCCAGUCUUGACGACGAGGCGCUCAUCCAGCUGGUAAACUCGUACGAGCCGCGUCCCAAGCCGGAAAGACGUCUGGCAGACGCGGACGAGGGGUCGCCGUCGGUGUCCCCGGUGGAUUUCGAGAACGUCAGUGACGUCAGUGACAACGACAGAGCCCCGGAGGACGCCCGCCAUGAAGUCAUAGACUGCCCACAGACGCCUCCCCAGGCGCCUCCCCAGGCGCAUCCAGACGGCCCGCUGGCUUUUGGAGACUACGAAACUUACUUCAAACACAAGCACGUCCAGCAACAGCAGCAAGACCAAAGACUACGCCAAAUCCAUGGCGUCAAACCACCCAUCUUCAAGAACUGUAUCAUCUACGUCAACGGGCGCACGAACCCUGACAGACUCGUGCUUCACAAGAACGUUGUCUUGUACGGCGGCGUCUUCAACCACUAUCUCUCCGGGAAAACGUCUGUCACCCACAUCAUAGCGAGCAACCUGACCUCGAAGAAGCGAAUCGAGUUCCAGAAGUACAAGGUCGUCACUCCGGACUGGAUAGUCGACUCUAUUGCGGCUGGCGAACGUCUCCCAUGGCAAAGAUAUGCGCUCAUAACGGCCAACCCCAACCAGCCCACGAUCUCGACUACGCUGGACUGCAAAAGCCCUCAAUUUCUCGCAAGUUUCUUCGCCAAAUCCCGUCUCCAUCACCUGUCUACGUGGAAGGCGGAUCUGCGCGCGAAAUUCUGUUCGAAAUACGUGGGUGAUGUCAGUAUAGAACGUCUUCCAAAAACGACACGUCUGGCCAUAUUCCACAUCGAUUUCGACUGUUUCUUCGCCACCGUUUCUGCACUCGCAGAUGGCAGGUAUUCCUUGGAGAAGCAACCGCUUGCAGUCGCGCAUGGGGUUGCGUCCUCGGAAAUCGCUAGUUGUAAUUACGCCGCUCGUGCUUUUGGAGUCAGAAAUGGAAUGUGGGUUCGUAGCGCUAAACGGCUCUGUCCCGAUUUAGUGCUUUUGCCAUACAACUUCAAUCAGUACGAGGUCAAGUCCAGCAUCCUGUAUGAGACUCUGGUAGCCUGUGGUGCCUUCAACAUGAUCCUGCCUAUAUCUGUAGAUGAGGCGAUAUGUGUAAGGUUCAGUGACGAGGCUCUUUCUGAUGAGGCCAUACGCAAUGACUGUUCGAAAAUUGUUUCCUCUUUGAGAGAGCGUAUUUUCGAAAGUACACAGGGCUGCUCGGUGAGUAUUGGUUGUGGCAGCAGUUUAGUGCUUGCCCGUUUGGCACUGAAGCGUGCCAAGCCAGGCGGCUUCUGUAUUCAAUUGAGCAGAGAUUCAAAGUCUGUUGAAAGUUUUGUUUCGAGUUUCAAACUAAAUGAGCUGCCUGGCGUUGGAUAUUCAAUUGUGGAUAAAAUCAAGACCAACUUUCUCCGAAAAAACGUGUCUUCACCCACUGUCGCCGAUCUGAAGCAAAAUUCCACCCGGCAAGCUCUAAUAUCUAAACUCGGCUCCAAAACUGGCGCCAAAUUGGCGUUGUUCAUGGAAGGAAAAGAUGAUGAGGAAAGUCUCAAAAUAUUGAAAGAUCCGGUGGAAUUCUUCACUCGGAAAUCUAUGUCUGUCGACAUCAAUUAUGCCAUCCGCUUUGAUACAAUUCACGAAAUAGACACAUUCAUUGAUCGAAUCUGCGAUCACUUAACCCAAAAAAUGAAGGAGCUCGGACUGAUAACGCCCCAAGUGACAUUGAAAAUCUUGAGACGGUGUGCACAUGCUCCAAUUGAACCUGAGAAGUAUCUGGGCUCUGGGGAGUGUGAUGCUUUUAGCAGAAACAGCAGAUUUGGUGUGCCGACAGAUGAAAUGGGUGUGAUCGCUACAGAAGUCAAGUCAUCGUUACGUAUGCUCUCAUGCCCACCCAAAGACUUGAGAGGUGUAGCCGUUCAAUUCAAUAAAUUGAUGAAGGCAUCAGAUCGUGACAAACAGAGAAAAGGUCUUUUUGUAGGCGUAGGAAACCCAGCCAAGGGUUCUCUCAAUACACUGGCCUACCAUGCUCUGCCGAAAGAUUUCAGGUCUGACAUUAAAGCAGAACUUUCCAAGAGAAACAUCUCAGUACCUGAAACUCCACCGCCGAAAAAGGCAGUAACAAUAUCACCUGUGAAGGAUUUCUGGGCUAGACACUGGAAACAGGACCCUCCGCCGAAGUUGGAAUUUCCAAGUUCACUUGACAAUGAGUUUAUGGUGCAUUUGCCUUCUCAAAUACAGCGAGAGUUAAAACAAGACCAUGCGAUCCUAAAAAAAACGAAAAGGACAAUGAGAAAAUCUGUUCUUUCAAAGGAGUACAAGCAAUUUGAGAAAGUUAUUAACCGAAAUUUCCUAUCAGAGCCCAUUAAAUUUCAAGCGCUCGACCGUCCUAAAGAGAUUCUGAGUCUUGUUCAGUCUUGGAUAGAUGACUCUAUAAACAGUGGGCCCCAUUCAGCGGAUUUAAUACUAUUUGACAAAUACCUAACCAAGCUUAGCGACGCGGGGAAAACCCAUUUCAUUCUCCGGAUGAUGAAUCUCAUGUCGUCAAGACUCGAAUACCAUUCCUCAUAUCCAAACUCUGCUGCAGGACGACAGGAAUGGGAGGAAUACAUGCUAAGAAGAAUCGUGCCGCUUUUAAACCAGAGUUGUCAUAAUAGGGGUACUGCUCUGAAUUUCACAUUCGAUGUUUAA